This is a messenger RNA of Quercus lobata, 1023 nucleotides long. RefSeq lists its product as uncharacterized. Bases 1 to 1023 code for a protein of 340 amino acids. The record is from RefSeq and is a predicted model, not a curated record. NCBI's taxonomy places the organism in Eukaryota, Viridiplantae, Streptophyta, Magnoliopsida, Fagales, Fagaceae. The transcript is spliced from 2 exons.
AUGUCGGACGUGCUUUACAGAGCCACCAAAUACAUGAACGCGGAAGAUGCAUUGCUGGCCCGCAAGGAGAAGCCCAAAAAGAGGGAAAGGCAGGAGGACACACUACAGGAUAGGGAGCGAAAGAUGGCUAGAACCGGAGAUCGACGAGAUGAAAAGCGCUUUAGACCCCCCACUGGGAAGUUCACGAGCUUCACCCCAUUAACCGCCCCGAUAGAUCAAGUCUUAAUGCAAAUCAAAGACAAAGGAGCCCUGACGUUCCCUGGUAAGCUAAAGGGAGAUCCCAGCAAGAGGCCAAGUGACAAACAAGGGAAGCUACAAAGGUUCGUCAACAAAGAAAGAACCAAUCCGCCCCAGGAGCAGGCCCCACGACGGGAGAAUGAGCACUUUAGACCAGCUAUAAGGGACAUAAGAAUGAUCGUAAGGGGCACAACCAUUGCCGGAUCUUCCAAAAAAGCCCGCAAAACCUACCUCAGAAUGGUCCAUAGCGUCCAACUUACAGGAUCUGUACCUAAAAUGCCACGAAUAGACAACCCCAUCAUCGGAUUUUCAGAAGAUGAUGCUCGGAGACUUCACCAUCUGCAUGAUGACGCACUUGUGGUCAGCUUGCAAAUAGGAGAUUAUAACAUGCAUCGGGUCCUUGUCGACAACGAUAGCUCAACGGACAUACUAUACUACCUGGCAUUCCAGCAAAUGAGAAUUGACAGGAAACGGUUAACCCCAACAAAUGCCCCUCUCGUGGGAUUUGGAGGAACAAAGGUGUUCCCCUUGGGCGCAAUCACACUAUAUGUGACGGCAGGUGACUAUCCUCAACAGAUGACUAGGGAGGUAACGUUUCUCGUAGUCGACUGCUCGUCCGCCUACAAUGCCAUUCUCGGAUGGCCCACUCUCAAUUUCUGGAAGGUGGUAACUUCAACAUACCACUUGAUGAUUAAAUUCCCGACGGAGUACGGGGUAGGAGAACUGCGAGGAAAUCAAGUAUCAGCAUGGGAAUGCUAUAUUGCCAUGUUAAAGAUGGAGGAUUAA